CAGCUCCCCACAGACUCCUGUGACUGCAGUGCCCAGGGCCUCUCAGCUCCAGUGUGUCCAAAGUUGCUCUGAAUACCAGAAGAAAUGGCUGUCGUUACUGGAACAUUCCGUAUGGUGUCGGAGGAGGAGCAGGCCCUCAGGGCCAAGCUGGAGCGCCUCACGGUCAAGGAUCAUGGCCCUGUGUACGGACCGUGUGCUAAGCUUCCUGACCACACCAUGCAGAAGGCCAAAGAUGAGCUGAACGAGACUGAUGAGAAGCGUGUGUCAGCAGCCAAGGAGCUGCGGGCCAUAAUCAAGGAGAAGGCGGAUGCAGGAGACGAGUUGGCCAAGGGGGUGCAGGACACCUUUGGGGAGAAGCCUGACUCUACACUGGUGCGCUUCAUCCGUGCCAGGAAAUACGACGUGCCCAGAGCCUUUGACCUCAUGAAGGGUUAUGUGCGCUUUAGGAAGGACUACCCCGAGCUGUUUGACAACCUGACCCCCGAGGCGGUGCGAAGCACCAUUGAGGCCGGCUACCCAGGCAUCCUGUCCAGCAGGGACAAGUACGGCCGCGUGGUGCUUCUCUUCAACAUUGAAAACUGGGACUACGAGGAGAUCACCUUCGAUGAGAUUCUGCGUGCCUACUGUGUAAUCCUGGAGAAGCUUCUGGAGAACGAAGAGACUCAGAUCAAUGGCUUCUGCAUCAUUGAAAACUUCAAGGGCUUCACCAUGCAGCAAGCCUCUGGCAUCAAACCCACUGAGCUUAAGAAGAUGGUUGACAUGUUGCAGGACUCCUUUCCUGCCCGCUUCAAGGCCGUGCACUUCAUCCACCAGCCCUGGUACUUCACUACCACCUACAAUGUGGUCAAGCCCCUCAUGAAGGGCAAGCUGUUGGAGAGAGUGUUUGUUCAUGGAGAUGAGUUGGACAACUACUACAAGGAGUUUGAUGCCGACAUCCUGCCCUCCGAGUUUGACGGCAAGGGUUCCAAGUAUGAUGGCAAGGCCACUGCAGCAAAGCUGUUUGACUGAACAUCAAACCCCCCGCAACCGCUCUGAACCGGGAUGAGACCUUCUUACACACGUGCACAAUUGGAGCUACAAACUGAACUUCAAUCUAGCAGAGUGGCUUUAGAACAAGUUAUGUAUAAAAUAUUGUUAUGAGUGCUUUGCCUUGUUGAUUUCAAUGUCAAUGGCCAACAAAACCCUUUCAUCAGCACAGAAACCAUUGUAGCAUCAGCUUUGCCUUGUUAUCAUUAUUUUGAAGCCCUCUACAAUCAAAUUCACACUGUUGAUUGCCUUUUUCUGUGCUUUUGUUAUGUCCUUUGUUUGACCCACACAAAAUCAGCAGGCCCUAGUAUUUAUGAUAAACCUUUUUCAGUAGGCCCCCAUCCCUAUGUAAGCCUCAUAUCCAACAAGUGCCUGUCUAGUCUUUUGGUUUCAUCUGGAAAUGUAUAUGAUGGACACAAAAAUAAAUCCUAAUUUGGUGCAGGGGCUUAAGAAUGUCACCUCUGAAAAACUGUACAAUAAAGUGUAUAUAAAGAUGUCUUGCUUAUCUUUAAGUUUCAAUGACAGUGUCCUCAAACUAUGGUUUGUGAGGUAUUUAAUGUAGUCCUUUGAUAAGUAUGGCUAGUACAUAUCUAAAUACACAAAAAUGUGACCGUGGUAUCAGUUAUGAAGCCACAUACCCGUGUACAUGCUCCCAGGUUUAAUACUGUUCCAGAGUUAACGUGCAUUUCUUCAUGUCUGACAGCCAUGCAUUAAUUUUUUUGAAAGAAAAAAAACUGAAGAGAUGGACAGCCCAUUGUUCAAUACAAUAACCACAGUAGUUGCAUCUGUACAUGAAAAUAUUUUAUUAAAGGUCACGAGUUCAAACUGUUUUUAAUAUUACCAAAAAAUGCAUUGCAUUACAUAUUUGUUAACCAGUGCACAUGAUUGACAGGAGUACAGCACAGUGUUGUUACGAUUCUAUGUUAUCGCAACAGAUAUUGUCCUAAAACAUGUCAGACUGUAAACCGAAGAGUAAAGGCAAAAAAUUGGAGGAGUUCCAGAGGGAAAAAACGGCAGUUAUCAAGUUGCCGUUAAGGUCUAUUAGUAGGAAGUAGGAAGUCUACAUCUCAUAUAAA
Messenger RNA from Hypomesus transpacificus, 2102 nucleotides. It is a transcript of the gene rlbp1b, whose product is annotated as retinaldehyde binding protein 1b. Bases 85 to 1008 code for a protein of 307 amino acids. The record is from RefSeq and is a predicted model, not a curated record. Gene Ontology annotation, molecular function: phosphatidylinositol bisphosphate binding. The transcript is spliced from 8 exons. NCBI's taxonomy places the organism in Eukaryota, Metazoa, Chordata, Actinopteri, Osmeriformes, Osmeridae. Gene Ontology annotation, cellular component: membrane.